This is a messenger RNA of Culex pipiens pallens (northern house mosquito), 875 nucleotides long. RefSeq lists its product as uncharacterized. Lineage: Eukaryota; Metazoa; Arthropoda; Insecta; Diptera; Culicidae. The transcript is spliced from 2 exons. The record is from RefSeq and is a predicted model, not a curated record. Gene Ontology annotation, molecular function: odorant binding. Bases 88 to 816 code for a protein of 242 amino acids.
GUUUAGUAUAAAUAUGACACGCGAGGUUACGCAAAUCAUCCAUUCCUGGUUGGCUGGUUGAUCGUGACGGUGGUCAAUUUCGGAACAAUGUUGAAGUUUGUGAUUUGUCUGGCAUUCCUGGGCCUGGUGGCCGCCUACGACUUCAAGGAUUCGUUCUACAACGAACUCCUGCUGGAAGAUCUACUCGACUCGGAGGAUGUCCUGACCUCGGCCGAUCGGUUCCGGCGUUCUCCGGCCAUGGCGGACCCGGCGGACGACAAGUGCAAGAAGCAGCACCACAAGCACAAGUGCUGCAACGAUGCCAACACCGACAACCUGGACAAGAUCCGCGACCUCAAGAAGCAGUGCUUCAGCGAGCAGAAGACCAAGGAGCGUUCGGCGCGCGGCAUGAUCGACCCCGUGGACAUGUUCAACUGCGAGAAGAUGAACAAGACGAAGCAGGACCUGAUCUGCGCCAUCGAGUGCGUCGGACGCAAAAAGUCCAUCCUGGACAAGGACGGAAACCUGCUCGAAGCCACCAAGCUGGUCCCGUUCGUGAAGGAAAACUUUGCCGCUGACCCGUGGCAAGAGCCUCUCGUGGAGGGCUUCGUCGAUACCUGCCUGAAGGAGGUCGCGGAAAAGAUGGCCGCCAAGACGGAGGAGUUCCGGUGCAAUCCGGCCUCGUCCCACUUUGGCUACUGCAUGUGGCGCCAGACGACGAUGGCCUGCCCCAAGGAGAAGCAGGAGCAGUCGAAAAAGUGCGAAAAGAUCCGCGAGAAGCUGGCCAACAACGAACCGAUUACGAUGUUCGGCAAGCAUGACUUUGAUGACAACUGAGCGCGAUGAUCUAUAGUUGAGUGAUGGAAAUAAAGAUGUGAUGAUUGCAUGUGGAAAAA